AUUAUAUCUAUGCUCUUAUAUCGCGUCCUGCGAGCGUGUCCAACUUCACGUGUGGUUAUGUCUUUUAUUUACAUUUUAAGUAGACGUAUAAAAGUAUAACAUAAAUAUUCGUGAUUUCGAAUUAAUAGUCUUAUUAAAUGGAGGGUUCUACGAGCAGCGAGAGUGCCUCGAGCACUCAAGCUCCUGCGCGUGGCGAAAGGAGAACUCGAGGCUCGAGGCAAAAGGCUGUAGAUAAUUUGAGCAAAAAAUUUCUGCGAAACUUCGAUCCGGAACGCAGCGAGCGAGAGAAACGUAAGCUGUAUCGUCGAUUAUAUCACAGCCACAGGAAGCAUUUGUACGACGAGAAGGGUACCUUCAUGAAAACGUCGAAUGAUCUUUGCGAUUGCUUGAGCUUAGAAUGCCCCGGAUGUCACUUUCCAUGUCCCAAGUGCUCCUCUCCAAAGUGCGGUCAUGAAUGCAGGAAUAAUCGCAAAUGGACCUAUGACAGUAUUCAUUGCGAAGGAACUGAUACUGUGAUAAAGAAUCCAUUGUUGAAAGAGCCCGAAGCAAAAUGAGAGUAUACAAUAAUUAAUCUAUGACAAUUGUGACAUCUACAAGUAUCUUUAUAUAAAAUAUCCUCAACAGAUGCUGAAUUUUUAUUAUUAUCUCUUAUUAAAGUAUAGUUGUAUGGUAAAUAAAAAUGAAUUUAUAAUAAGCGAGAGUUUGAAAUGUAUAGCAC
Messenger RNA from Camponotus floridanus (Florida carpenter ant), 718 nucleotides. Its product is annotated as ARL14 effector protein-like. Gene Ontology annotation, cellular component: intracellular membrane-bounded organelle. The record is from RefSeq and is a predicted model, not a curated record. Bases 138 to 554 code for a protein of 138 amino acids. The transcript has 3 exons. NCBI's taxonomy places the organism in Eukaryota, Metazoa, Arthropoda, Insecta, Hymenoptera, Formicidae.